UCAAAAUCAUGGAAUGGCAAGUUGGAGAGAUUUUCCAGUCACUUUAGAUCAUUACACAGUACACAUUCAAAAAUAUUUUGCCACGUACACUUGCCACUCGCCGUGCCGUAAUGUCUCAGUCCAAGAUUCCGGUCAAGAAGAAGAGGAGGAACGAGCCCGAAGAUUCAACCGGAAAGCGUUGUGGUUUCUGUUUCGUCAACUGUGUGCGGAACAUUAAACUCAUCGCCGAGGGCUACGAGCCGCCCAAGCCCGUGAAGACGGGCACCUCCAUUGUGGGCAUCAUCUACAAGGACGGCGUCAUCCUGGGGGCCGACACCCGGGCCACCGAAGGCCCCAUCGUCUCCGACAAGAACUGUUCCAAGAUCCAUCACCUGCAGAAGCACAUUUAUUGCUGCGGCGCCGGCACCGCUGCCGACACGGAAAUGAUGACCCUGAUGACCUCCGCGGAGCUGGACAUGCACCAGCUGAACACGGGUCGCACCGUGCCGGUGGUCUGCGCCAGCAUGCUGCUCCGUCGGACUCUGUUCCGGUACCACGGGCACAUCGGAGCCGCCCUCGUCAUGGGUGGCGUAGAUCGGAAGGGGCCCCAAAUCUACUGCAUUUACCCGUGCGGUUCCAACGACAAGCUGCCGUACGCCGCCAUGGGAUCGGGCACCCUGGCCGCUAUGUCCGUGCUGGAGCACAGCUGGCGGCCGGACCUCGACGUUGACCAGGGCAAGCAGCUCGUCCGGGAGGCCAUCUCGGCCGGAGUGUUCAACGACUUGGGCUCCGGGUCGAACAUCGACCUCUGCGUGGUGACCGCCAAGGGGGCGCAGUACCUGCGCACCGAUACGGUGGCCAGCGAGCGGGGCGAGCGCCUGGGGAAGUACGCCAUCAAGCCGAACUCCACCCUGGUCACCUCGACCUCCGUGCUCAGCCUCCUGGAGAUCACCGAGGAGCGGACCUACGGCGUGGACUCGUAUACCUCCGACCAGGCCUUUCUCGAGCUGCAGGAGGAUACCCAGCCGGGACCCAGUGGCCAGCAGAAUCAGAAGGGUGCGGAGCAGGAUCCUCCGGAGCAGUCCAAAUAGCGCUUAUUUUGGGUUUUUGAAUUGGAAAUUUUAAAAAUUAACCGUUUACAUGCUAAUUGACCCUCACAAUGUCCUGGCGGUUUCCUGGGCAGGGCUUCCGCUUCCGGAAUGCCCGAGUCCUUUGCCCUGUCCCCCCUGGCAUGUCCAGAACGGGCAAGGAAUUUGCGGGAAUGCCUACAACUGCACUUGGAAUAAAAACUACCCAACAAGGGUUCACCAAA
Messenger RNA from Drosophila bipectinata, 1291 nucleotides. RefSeq names its product Proteasome beta2 subunit-related 1 (gene Prosbeta2R1). Gene Ontology annotation, cellular component: proteasome core complex. Lineage: Eukaryota; Metazoa; Arthropoda; Insecta; Diptera; Drosophilidae. Gene Ontology annotation, molecular function: threonine-type endopeptidase activity. The record is from RefSeq and is a predicted model, not a curated record.